GAUUGCUUCAUUUCAAAUCCCUUGUGGUGGUGUACAGAGGCAAAAUGGCAAAAAUUGUGUCACUGUCCAAAUACUUAUGGACCUAACUAUAAAAGCAGUAUAAAACAGAACUUAAUAGAUUUUUUAAAUAGAAAGUUAUAGGAAUUUGAACUGUCAUAAUAAAAUGAAACAUUCUUUUUACAUGCUUUGAUAUCAGUGCUGUCAAUGACAAAUAAGUCACAUUUGAGAUUAAAUGAAAUGUGCAAUAGAAUAUUACUUCUAAAUGCUUUGGUUAGGGCAUCUCUAAAAUAUAUGCUUCUGCACUUUCUAGAUACUCAGGUGACCUGCCUGUUUCAUGAAGACUGCAUCUUGCCCUGCAGUUUCAUACCCACUGGUGCUGUAGUGAUCCACUGGUACAAACAGCAGAUCCCAGUGCACAGUUACUACUACAACAAAGACCAGUUUGGCCUCCAGAACAAGCACUUCAGUGGCCGCACUUGCCUGUUUAACCUUCAGAUUCCCCAGGGCAAUGCAUCUCUAGUGUUACGCAAAGUAAAGCUGCAGGAUAGAGGGCGGUAUAAAUGCUAUACCAGCACCAGGAAAGUCAACCAGGAGACUUUUGUAAACCUAAAUGUGAAAGCGCUGAUCCAGAUGGUAAAGAUUGAUAUCAUUGAAGAGAAGGUAAUUUGUCUGGCCCAGAACAUCUACCCUGCACCUCAACUUGUCUGGUCCACUGAACCUCCGACAGACUUGGGUAGUCUCCAUAACCACACCCGCAAUACAGCUGAUUCAAAGGGCUUGUUCACCAUUGAAAGCACCAUCAGCAUUCUGGGUAAUAUUUCCCAGCAUGCCUACUUCUGUUCAGUGGUCUCUGGGGAUAGGAGUCAGGUGUGGACAGCAUCAGUGAAACAACAAGAUAAAUUAGUUGGUGAGGAAGGCAACACAUUGCUCAUUCCUUGCAUGUUACCACAGCUACAGUAUAACUUCACUCUCACCUGGACCUUUAUUAGAACCCUUGAGCCCAUUAUGAUUUUGAUUUAUGAUAGUCGGAGCAGGAGGAUCACUAACUCUUGGGAAAAGAAGGCUGAACUGAACAUACAUGCACAAAUGGGAAAUGGUUCUCUUACUCUAUUCAACCCUGAAAGUUCUGCACAUACUGGGCUCUACACCUGCACAUUAUCAAGCUUCCAGUUUAAGCACCAAGUCCACACUUGGGUCAAUAUUACAGUCCAGGUGACAGGUGAAAAUGAAAAGGCUUGUCAACAGUUAUGGUGGGGAACUGCUGCUUCUGGAUUCAUAUUUUUGUUAAUUAUAUCAAUGACACUGUCACGAUGCUUCAGAUACAGAGAUCAACAGCGAACACAUAUACAUGCUGGGAUCGGAAGACAGCGCAACAUGAGAACCCACAACAGUGGUGACUAAUAUAUAUAUAUA
Messenger RNA from Ictalurus punctatus (channel catfish), 1413 nucleotides. RefSeq names its product V-set domain-containing T-cell activation inhibitor 1. The coding region runs from base 205 to 1401 and encodes 398 amino acids. The record is from RefSeq and is a predicted model, not a curated record. Lineage: Eukaryota; Metazoa; Chordata; Actinopteri; Siluriformes; Ictaluridae. Gene Ontology annotation, biological process: negative regulation of T cell proliferation; cellular response to lipopolysaccharide; immune response. The transcript has 5 exons. Gene Ontology annotation, cellular component: external side of plasma membrane.